AUGGACAAUACAGCAUCAGCUCUAAGCGUACUUGACGAAAUGAGCAUCAUUGAGAUAGAAGAAUUCAAAAAGGUGUAUGACAAACUGAUCCGAGUAGCCUUGUCACCAGACCUCCAGCCCGGGUUUGAUGAAAGAGUCAAACUAAGCAACGUUGACCUUAAAGAUCUCGUGACGCGAGGGUACAACUUAUACCAUAAGUUGACAAAAAAGCUGAUAGAGCUAAAAGAGGAAAAAAGAACUAAGCCCAUAGAGACAAAUUGGGCUGAAGAGCUGACAAAAGCAAUAAGAGCCAUGCAACAACCAAGUGCAUCACCAAUGGCUGUACAACAGCCAACAACGAUAAUACAACGUCAACCAAUUCGUGUACCCACAUUUGAUGGAGAACCAAGAAACUUUAGGUCUUAUUGGACCAGAUUCGAGACACUGAUCGAUAAAGAUCAGACGUUGUCAAAAGCAGAGAAAAUAAAUCUGCUAUUCGAAGGUCUACAUGCAAAGACCAUAGCACUCAUAAAUGUUGAUCCCACAGAGGACAACUAUGAGUUCAUAAAAGACUGCUUACAGAAAGAGUACGGGGUGUACAAAACCGACUUAUAUACUCUUCUGAGAAAACUGCAGAGCGUGAAAACAGCUCAACUAAAAGCAACAGACUGUGAAAAAACCUACAGAGAAAUUAAAGCUCUAUUACGACAGAUAGAGACAGUAGGGGGCACGGUAUCAAAGGAGAUUUGCCUCAGUCACGUGUUGCCAAAAUUCCCAUUCAGAAUUGUGGGAGACAUAAUAAUGGAUGCUGACGCAACAACGUCAGAAGAAAUCCUAAACGCUUUACACGAAAAGAUUGUAAAGUUUAAACUAAGGGAAGAAAAGGAAAGUUUCCAUGAUGGGGAACGUUUAAAUCCUAUCCCAAAAGAACGGAAUCGUUCUUCAAUGAAUCAGUGCGCAUUUUGCGGGAGAAUUAACCACGCCACUAGUAUGUGCAGAACAUUCGCUUCGGUCACCGAAAGAAGAGACCAAGUCAAAAAGAGAAAUCUCUGUUGGAUUUGCUUUUCUAACAAACACAACAGUAGAAAUUGCACUCAACCAAAGUGCAGCACCUGUCAGCUUGAUCACAACAUGUUAUUGUGUAACAAAGCCAUGGAGAAACAGGAAACAGAGCCUAAGGGCAAGAAGCCGUUCAAACC
Auanema sp. JU1783 is the source of this 1178-nucleotide messenger RNA. NCBI's taxonomy places the organism in Eukaryota, Metazoa, Nematoda, Chromadorea, Rhabditida, Rhabditidae. The record is from the annotation of a GenBank genome assembly.